AUGGGAAAUUAGUAAACAUAAUAGGAUCUAAAGGAAGAUAUUUCUGAUUCUAAUUAAAUUGUAACAGUUAAUUUGAGUGGAAUUAAAGAGUUGGAAGCAGAGUUUUUGAAUUUUAUAAAUGAUAAAAAAAGAAGGGAUAGAUGGUAAUCAUGUUUGAAAUAAUUUAAAAUAACUUCUAUGGAAGAUCUCAUCUCUGCUUAUGGAUUAGAUAAGGAGAGUAAGGUUGGAAGACGGUGCAAUGAAGCAGAACAUUUAAUACUCAAUAAUUAUUUUUUGAAAAAAUAGAAAGAAUAUGAAACAACAUUUGAAGAAUAAAAAUUGAUCACUUAGAAUUAUAUCUAAGAUUAUGUAAAAAAUAAUAAGAUCUAAAAUGAUAUUAUAAGAAUUGAGGAUAAGGAAUAUCAUAUAAGAAAUAUAUUAAUUGUAGGAAUAACUGGAUAAGGGAAAACUACUUUUAUAAAUAGCUUUAUUACCUAUCUAAAAGGAUUCAAUACACAUAGAAGUUAUGAAAAUUUUCAUUUUAGAUACUAUAUUGAUAAACCUGAUAACAAAGAUGUAAAAUCUCACACUUAAAGUGUUUAAUCUUAUUAAAUAAUUUAUGAGGACUAUUUAUUCAAUUUAAUUGAUACACCAGGUUUAGGAGACACUGAAGGUUUAGAAAAAGAUUAAAGGAUAGUUGAUGAUAUUGCAAAAUAUCUUUAAUAGAAUCUUCAUGAAAAUAAUUAAAAUCUUCAUGCUGUAUUAAUAAUUUCAUAAUCAUCAACAUAAUAUGAAGUUAUUGAUAAUAAAUUAACACUUUUAUAAACUUCAAUGUUAAGUAUAUUAAAAUUAUUUGGAAAGUAAAUGAGUAAUUUUGCAUAACAUUGUCUCUCUUUUUCAGAUUUUACUGCAGCUAACACUUUAAAUUUUGAAAGUCCAAAUUCUAUAUUUUAUUCAUUAACUGAGUAAUAAUUGUAAUUUAUUCAUGAAUAUUAAAAAAAUGUUCAAGAAUAAUCUAAAUAAUUUGAUGAUUCUAAUUUUGCAACUUAAAUGUAACUAAAUUAAAAAGAUAAUAUGUAUUAAUAAUAUUAUUAAUUUUAAAAUUCUGUAUUUUAACUUAAAAAAUUAGGUUUUAUUGAAAAAAUAUAAAUUAAAAAAAAUGUGGAAAAUUAUUUUUCAAUAACAUAAAGAGUUAAAAAUAGUUUAGGAUUUGAACUUUAAAAUAGUGUUGAAGUUAUUGCAUAAAGAAAAAUAUUAAAGCAAGAAAGAGAUUAAAUUCAUUUGAAAUUAAAGAAUUUGAUUACUAAUAAAAAUAGAAUAAAUGAUAAUAUAAGGAAAAUAUAAAUAUAUCAAAAUAGGAUCUAAGAAUCAUCUAAUUUUGAAUUUUAUGAGUUUGUAACAGAAUGUAAACGAUAAUUCCAACCUCAAGAUGGUAUGUACUUUACAAAUUGUUUAUAAUGUAAUAAAACAUGUUGUGAUAUUUGUCCUAUUAGAAAUGAAUACUUAUCAAAUUGUGUUUAAAUGAUGAAAUCGAAUAAUUAAAUUAUAUGUUAAUCUUGUAAUUGUUAAUUAGAUAAACAUAUUAAUGAAAAAUAUCGAUGGAGUUUUACGACUGAAUAAAUUAAACGAAUAAAUUUAUCUCUUUAAUAAGAGAAUGAAAAUGCAAAAUCUUAAUUUGAUAAACUUAACCAAAUUCUGGUUAAUUUAUAAUAGUCUUUAAAUGAUAUACAAGAGGAUAUCAAAAUAACAUUAAUUUAAAUGAAAAAAUGCUUUGAAUUAUUAUUGUCUUCAGCAUUAUAUACAGUUGAUAUUUAGGAUGAAGAGGCUUAUGAUUUUGUUUUAAGAUUAUAUCCAGAAUAUAAAGAGGCAUUUUCAGAAUUUUAGACUUAAGAAGAUAUGAAAGUUAGUUAAAAAAUUAGAAAAGAUAUUAAAGAAAAAAAGUUAUUAAUUUCAUAAACAUUAUUGAGUAUCAAAACAUAAUAGUUUUAGGAUUAAUCAUUUUCACGAUAUUGA
This is a messenger RNA of Paramecium pentaurelia, 1992 nucleotides long. Lineage: Eukaryota; Ciliophora; Oligohymenophorea; Peniculida; Parameciidae. The record is from the annotation of a GenBank genome assembly.